ACAACUGAAGAGGGAGGGAGAGAACAAAAGUCAGUGGCAGUGUAAAAGUCUUUGAAUCCCUGAGCCUGGCCUGUCAACAGGUGGCAGAGGGAGAGGCUUGUUGAGUGACACUCAGUCCUUCAGAGAGAAGAGAGAAAGAAGGUAGAGGAGAAGGUUUAAAAAAAACGUCAAGGCCAUGACCACUAGACUCCUGUGGAGGGCCUUGUGCCGGUUGGCCCUACUCUGCACCUUCUCACACUUCAGCUCUGCCGACAACCACCCAGACCCCUCAGCCCCAGAGCAGGGAGUCACCUUCAGCCACGUCUAUAAAAUCGACAUCCCAGGGAGCGCCACUUGUAAACUAGAACGCCUGCCAACACAAGACGAAGCAGGUCUGCAGACAGAGACUUCUAUGAAUGGAGAGAACGACAUGAUCUUCAGACACAACAUCAGGCUGCAGACACCCAAGUGUGACUGUGAGGUGUCUGAAAGUUUCAAGUCUUUGUUGUACAGAGUCAAUGGGCUGGAAGAAGAAGUCAACUACCUAAAGACCCAGUGUGCUCAGGGCUGUUGUGGAAGAGGUGGUGCUGCAGGUGUGGACACAAGCUGUAGUGGCCAUGGUACCUACCAACACGACACCUGCAGCUGCCUCUGUAACCCAGGAUGGGAAGGGCAAGAUUGUUCGGUUUCCUCCUGCCCAGACGAGUGCAAUGACAAUGGACGAUGUGUGGAUGGGAAGUGUGUGUGCCAUCAGGGCUACACAGGACACGACUGUAGUCAGCUGAUGUGUCCAGACAAUUGCAACGACAAGGGACACUGUGUGGAUGGAAAAUGUGUGUGUUUCCCACACUUCACCGGCGAGGACUGCAGUAUCCAGAAGUGUCCUAAUGACUGCAACGGUAAUGGCCAGUGUGUGGACGGCCAGUGCAUCUGCGAAGAAGGCUUUUAUGGGGAGGACUGCUCAUUAGUCUUUGGCCCUCAGGGUCUGCGAUUGGUCCAGGUGACUGAUGUCUCUCUCUUGGUUGAGUGGGAGUCCGUUCGUGGGGCAGAGUAUUACAUUUUGAAAUAUUAUGGAAAGGAUGAUGACAGUUCCCUGAACCAGGUUCAGAUUCCCAACACAAACACCUCCUACCUCAUCACAGGAGUGGCUCCCGGGAUCACCUACAUUGUCAAGGUGUACGCAGUCAUCAAAGAAAUCGAAAGUGAGGGAGACGAGAUUGAGGCUACCACAGAUGUCUCAGCUAUUGAUGAUAUUAGAGUUCUUGGCCAGACAGAAGUCUCUAUCCAGGUGGACUGGAAGAACCCACCAGCUGAAGUGGAUCACUUCAGGCUCACACACACUGACCCGGAAGGACAGGAAGAGGAGCUGAGUGUACAGAGGAGCCAGGAGGCGCGCACCAAACACACUAUUGUGGGUCUUUAUCCAGGAAAAGAGUACCUGAUCUCAGUGCAGGCUGUUAGAGGAACAACUGAGGGGAAACAGUCCUCUGUAACUGGUGCAACAGACAUUGAUCCUCCGAAAAAUCUUGUCACAACUGAGGUAACAGAGGACACUGCAAUGGUUUCAUGGGAUCAAACCAAGGCAGAAAUAGAAGGCUACAUGCUGACCUACACCUCUGCUGAGGGCUCCAGUUCAGAGAUCCCAGUUGGCCGUGAUAGCACCUCAUACAGGCUGAUUGGCUUGAGGCCUGGAGCUCUCCACAAUGUCUACAUCUGGGCCUUCAAGGGCGACAAAGUCAGCAGGAAGACUUCAACAGAAACUGAAACAGAGGUGGAUGCCCCUACUAACGUCUUGGCCCAAGAUGAGACAGAGUCCAGCUUCAGGGUGUCCUGGGAUCACACUCAGGCAGGAAUUGAUGGAUACAUCCUUACCUACAGCUCCUCUGAGGGCUCAAGUUAUGAAAUCCCAUUGGGGCCUGAAAGUACUUCUUAUGUGCUAACUGGCCUGAGGCCCGGGGUCCUCUACACUGUCCACAUCUGGGCUGUCAAGGGGGACAAACCCAGCCGGAAGAUCUCAACACAAGCUGAGACAGAACUGGAUGCUCCUGGUAACUUCUUAGCCCAAGAUGAGACAGAGUCCAGCUUCAGUGUGUCAUGGGAUCCAGUCCAGGCAGAAAUUGAUGGCUACAAACUAACCUACAGCUCCUCUGAGGGCUCUAGUGAGGAAAUCCCAUUGGGGCCUGACAGUACUUCUUAUAUACUAACUGGCCUGAGGCCCGGGGUCCUCUACACUGUCCACAUCUGGGUCGUCAAGGGGGACAAAGCCAGCAGGAAGAUCUCAACACAAGCUGAGACAGAACUGGAUGCUCCUGUUAACCUCUUAGCCCAAGAUGAGACAGAGUCCAGCUUCAGUGUGUCAUGGGAUCCAGUUCAGGCAGAAAUCGAUGGCUACAAACUAACCUACAGCUCCUCUGAGGGCUCUAGUGAGGAAAUCCCAUUGGGGCCUGACAGUACUUCCUAUAUGCUAACUGGCCUGAGGCCCGGGGUCCUCUACACUGUCCACAUCUGGGUCAUCAAGGGGGACAAAGCCAGCAGGAAGAUCUCAACACAAGCUGAGACAGAAUUGGAUGCUCCUGUUAACUUCUUAGCCCAAGAUGAGACAGAGUCCAGCUUCAGUGUGUCAUGGGAUCCAGUCCAGGCAGAAAUUGAUGGCUACAAACUAACCUACAGCUCCUCUGGGGGCUCUAGUGAGGAAAUCCCAUUGGGGCCUGACAGUACUUCUUAUAUGCUAACUGGCCUGAGGCCCGGGGUCCUCUAUACUGUCCACAUCUGGGUCGUCAAGGGGGACAAAGCCAGCAGGAAGAUCUCAACACAAGCUGAGACAGAACUGGAUGCUCCUGUUAACCUCUUAGCCCAAGAUGAGACAGAGUCCAGCUUCAGUGUGUCAUGGGAUCCAGUCCAGGCAGAAAUUGAUGGCUACAAACUAACCUACAGCUCCUCUGGGGGCUCUAGUGAGGAAAUCCCAUUGGGGCCUGACAGUACUUCCUAUAUGCUAACUGGCCUGAGGCCCGGGGUCCUCUACACUGUCCACAUCUGGGUCGUCAAGGGGGACAAAGCCAGCAGGAAGAUCUCAACACAAGCUGAGACAGAACUGGAUGCUCCUGUUAACCUCUUAGCCCAAGAUGAGACAGAGUCCAGCUUCAGUGUGUCAUGGGAUCCAGUCCAGGCAGAAAUUGAUGGCUACAAACUAACCUACAGCUACUCUGGGGGCUCUAGUGAGGAAAUCCCAUUGGGGCCUGACAGUACUUCCUAUAUGCUAACUGGCCUGAGGCCCGGGGUCCUCUACACUGUCCACAUCUGGGUCGUCAAGGGGGACAAAGCCAGCAGGAAGAUCUCAACACAAGCUGAGACAGAACUGGAUGCUCCUGGUAACUUCUUAGCCCAAGAUGAGACAGAGUCCAGCUUCAGUGUGUCAUGGGAUCCAGUCCAGGCAGAAAUUGAUGGCUACAAACUAACCUACAACUCCUCUGAGGGCUCAAGUGAGGAAAUCCCAUUGAGGCUUGACAGUACUUCUUACAGUCUAACUGGCCUGAGGCCCGGGGUCCUCUACAGUGUGUACAUCUGGGCAAUCAAGGGGACCAAAGCCAGCAGGAAGAUCUCAACACAGACUGAGACAGAAAUGGAUGCUCCUGCUAACCUCUUAGCUCGAGAUGAAACAGAGUCCAGCUUCAGCUUGUCCUGGGAUCCAGUCCAGGCAGAAAUUGAUGGUUACAUCCUAACCUACAGCUCCUCUGAGGGCUCUAGUGAAGAAAUCCCAGUCAAGUCUGACAGCACAUCGUACAAUCUGACUGGCCUAAGGCCUGCAGUGCUCUACACUGUCUACAUCUGGGCUUUCAAGGGAGACAGAGCCAGCAAGAAGACCUCAAUACAAGCUGAGACAGAUAUUGAUGCCCCCAAGGACCUGAAGGCUACAGAGGUGACCCUGGAGUCUGCUUAUUUAACCUGGAUUCCCACUCUGGCUGACAUUGAGGGCUACAUCCUAACCUACAGAGAUGAGGAUGGCAACAUGGAGACUGUUGAAAAGCAGAUCGGAGCCAGUGAGAGCAGUUUUGCUGUAUCAAGUCUGGAGAUGGGGAAGAGGUACAUUGUCACCAUCAUUGCCUACAGGGGCAACAAGAGGAGCAAGGUGGUGGAGACCAUCUUUAGAACAGUUGGCCUCCUGUACCCCUUCCCCAUGGACUGUGUUCAGGUCAUGAAGAAUGACAAUAAGAAGAGCGACAUCUACACCAUCUAUAUUAACAGUGACCGCUCCAAACCAAUUGAGGUCUACUGCGACAUGAACACUGAUGGAGGCGGCUGGCUGGUGCUCCAGCGCCGUACCAUUGGCAAGCUGGACUUCAUGAAACGCUGGAGACAGUACAUAGCAGGUUUUGGCAACAUGACAGACGAGUUCUGGAUUGGUCUGGAUAAGAUAUAUGACCUCACCAAUACUCCUACUCAAUAUGAGCUGCGGUUUGACUUGGGCCUGGGCUCAGAGAGGGCCUACGCUGUAUAUGACAACUUUAAGAUUGCUCCGGUCAAGCAGAAGUUCAGGCUCACUAUUGGCAAAUACAGUGGGACAGCAGGUGAUGCUAUGACCUACCACCAAGGCCGACCCUGGACUACUAUUGAUUCAGAUAAUGACAUUGCCCUGGGAAACUGUGCCCUGACCCACCGUGGUGCCUGGUGGUACAAAAACUGUCAUCUGGCCAACCUGAAUGGCAAAUGGGGAGACAACCGACACAGUAUGGGAGUGAAUUGGGAACCAUGGAAGGGCCACCUGACGUCCCUGGACUUCACAGAGAUGAAGAUCCGACCUGUGGGAGCCUUGUCCAGCAGGAAGAGGCGAUCACUGUUGGCCAGAGAGAAGAGCAGAAACAAGAACCUCAGAAAAAAAUAAAGGAGCACCUCCUUCUAAAACCACAACAGCCGUCUUCAGCCAUGUUAACCUGCCAUCACACUAAACUGGGAUAUAUCUCCUCCUUCUAGUGUAGCUUGGAUCACCUGUUUUGUUGCUCUGACCACACAAGAAUUCCCACUGAUCUACAUGUCUCUAUGUGUCUCAUGUAUGUGAGGGGGAGGGGGCGUGUCAAACAGGGAAAAGCUCAUAUGCAAUAGUAACUUAUUGUCUGUUUGUCUACAGUGAGAUUCAUCAAAAAUUCCUAGGUUUAGUGCGAUUGUGGGAAAGCGGAAAAUACAAAACUGACUUUAAAAUGAUUUCAAGUCAACAUUAUCAGUUAUAAUGAAUUUGUAAUUUUAAAAACUCCUGUUUCAUUGAUUAUGGUAGAAACCUCAUUCAUAAUUCAGGAAACAGUAGAUUUAAGUAAAGUUGGAAACUAAGAAAUCCAAUUUUCAUCCAAUUACUGCAUUAAUUUUAACUUUUUCUUUUUUAACCUCAGGGCAGCAGCCCAGGUUAUUUGUAUAAUAUUUGUCAAUUUCAUGUUCUAUGAAGAAUUUCAGUAGCAACUUUUCCUGUGUAUAUUAGUAUUGUAAUAAUAACAGAAAAAAAAAAAAUGGUAGAAAUGGUUCGUGUGUUUUUUUUUUUUUU
Molecule: messenger RNA, 5506 nt
Organism: Xiphias gladius (swordfish)
Lineage: Eukaryota; Metazoa; Chordata; Actinopteri; Istiophoriformes; Xiphiidae
Gene: tnn
Product: tenascin N
Exons: 24
Coding region: 176-4858 (1560 amino acids)
Molecular function (GO): protein binding
Source: RefSeq, a predicted model, not a curated record